AUGCUGCUCCAGUUAGCAGUAUUUUUGACCGCAGUUACGGUAAUUCAUGCAGCCAUUCCUACACUGGUCAAGCCUCAUGUAUUACCAUUGGAGCGAAAAACUACAUCAGCAGAAGAGAAGUGGCGAUCAGAAGCCAUAGAAAAGCUAUGGGACGAAAGGAAAAAAAUGGGUCAUACUCCUUUGGUGAAGUUUCAGCCAAAAGGCUUCCCGAACGUUGAUAUUUACUUCAAAAAUGAAACAGCCUCGAAAACACAGACGCUCAAGCAUCGGUUCGCUUGGGCUCUGAUAGCUUGGGCCAUUAUUGAAGGAAAGGUACACAGUAAUUCCACGGUGUAUGAUUCAACGUCAGGAAAUACUGGUGCUAGUGAGGCGUAUAUGUGUACUUUAGUUGGACUGCCGUACAUCGCUGUUGUUGCCAAGGAUCUCGAAAAGGAAAAAAUUCAUCAAAUUACCAGUAACGGCGGUAAAAUAAUGAAGGUGGACGUUUCCUUGAGAAAUUUCCAUGCAGAAGAUCAGGCCAAGAAGAACGACGGUUUUUUCAUCAACCAGUUUGGUAAUGCGCAAGAAGCUGAAGAGUUUCACGAAAGUGGUGGCAAUCCUCAUGAAAGCACGAAUAUGUUCCAUGAGAUCCUGUUGCAAUUGGAAGAAGACAACGAUCAAAAAAAGAAAAUUCCAGAUUAUUUUGUUCACAAUUCUGGCACAGGAGGAACGAUUACAUCAGUUGGGCGAUACGUGAAAAGGUACAAUAUACCGACGACCAUCGCUCUUUCCGAUUCCGAAUAUUCACUCUUCUAUGACUACGUGAUUUCGAACAAAUUCACUAAUGAAUCGGGAACAAAGUACUGGAAACCUCCUGGAGUUGCUGGAAUCGGCUACGGGUACAAUGUGAAGCCGAUCAUCUAUGGAGAGACCACCAGUCUGAAUCCAAACGUCGUUGACGAGGCGAUGAAAAUGCCGGACAUUGCUUCUGCAGCAGCGAUGCACGUACUCAGGGAGCGAGGGAUCGGUGGUGGAGCGUCGACAGCUCUCAACUUCCUCGUUUCACUUCACAAAGCUUACCAGUUGAAGAAGAGCAAAGACAUUAAAGGUCGUCUUCUGAUCGUGACUGUCAUGUGUGAUCCCGGAGAGUUCUACAACAGCAGCUAUUUCAAUUCAACAUGGAUUGAUAAGCUGUUCGCAGAUAGAGGAGGCAUGAUGGGACUCAGAUGUUGGAAGAAGGUUAGUCGAAAGAUCUUUUUGGCAGGAUUUACCAGCUCAGUGGGACUGGCCCAGAUCAGUGCCUAUCACUUAUGA
Messenger RNA from Haemonchus placei, 1293 nucleotides. Lineage: Eukaryota; Metazoa; Nematoda; Chromadorea; Rhabditida; Trichostrongylidae. The record is from the annotation of a GenBank genome assembly.